Fusarium redolens is the source of this 1908-nucleotide messenger RNA. RefSeq lists its product as uncharacterized. Lineage: Eukaryota; Fungi; Ascomycota; Sordariomycetes; Hypocreales; Nectriaceae. The transcript has 6 exons. The record is from RefSeq and is a predicted model, not a curated record. Bases 171 to 1850 code for a protein of 559 amino acids. Gene Ontology annotation, molecular function: protein binding.
UCCUUUAAUUUCCCCUCCGACUACCAGCCAUCACGCGCUCCAUUUCAAAACACUGACUGGCUUUUGAUUGCGUCUUUUCUUCUCCCAGAAGGUUCAUCCUCACAACUCUGUCAGAGACUUGCACGUAUGUCUUGACAACUUGACGAUCCAACUUUGCACAUUCGAUCACGAUGAGGUGGUUUACUUGGAGACGAACCGUUGUCUCUUGUCUCUUAUCGCUAUGCUGUGCGGCUGAACUUGAAACGCGACAGAGCUCCAAGGGGUCAGCACAGUUACCAGCCAACGAUGACUUCAUUAGAAGAUCGCUACUGUCAGUUGCUGUCCUUGGGGACUAUGUCUAUAUCGAUGGCGGAGAGGUUGGUUCCGAACUGGAUAAGUCACGGUCAACAGCCGUCAGUCUCACCCUUUCAAUACCGCUAGACGAAUCUUGGACAAACGAUACAGUCGUCUUCACUGAGAGUGAGAAAGGGCCAUCGCCAUGUCUGAAACAACCAGCUCUUUGGGUCGAUGACGAACGAUCAACCAUCUACUCAUGGGGCGGUCAAGGAUCUUACAAUAAUGCCUCGGCAGCUGGAGACCACCAUUUAUAUGCCUUUGAAAACGAUAGUGAUGGCAAGGGAAGCUGGUCAAUACACGAUCCUGAAGACGACACUUUGUUCAGCUCACUUUAUCGAACUGUGAGAGGAGCUUACACCACUUGCCACGGUGUUGGAUACUAUCUUGGUGGCUAUGGUGAACGUAGAACUGAUGACAGGUUUACUGACGGAAGCUAUGUUGAACGGCCACUUGAUGGACUGCUGACUUACAACAUGACGACCCAAAAGUGGACGAACGAGUCAACUAAAGCACUGGACUAUGCGACUUGGUCCGGGAAGGCUACCUGUAUACCUUCCAUCGGUUCAUCCGGAUUAUUGAUAUUUAUGGGAGGCGCAAAGGUCAAGAUGCCUGCUUUUGGGAACGUGUCGGACCCAGUGUCCUUCACCAACAUUACCAUAUACGAUCCCAGCUCCAAGGAAUGGUACUACCAACAGACUUCAGGUGUCUCUCCAGAUCCUAGAGUUGAAUUUUGCUCUGUCGGAGUACAAGGACCAAACAGCACAUAUGAGAUAUUCAUUUAUGGAGGCUGGAACACGUGGAAUGAUAAGACGAAAUCCUUCGACGAUGUCUGGGUUCUAUCGCUUCCGGCUUUUAAGUGGUUCAAAGCAGAUGUUGAGGGCCCGAAGCGAGGAAUGCAUGGAUGUGCUCUUGUUGGAAAGCGUCAGAUGCUGAGUAUAGGUGGCAACAAAUGGGGCAAAGAUGAAGGUUGGAGAGACAAGGAUCCUUGGACACAAGGAAUUGGGAUUCUCGAUUUGCCGAGUUUGACUUGGUCUAGUGAGUAUGAUGCGGAUGCUCAAGAGUAUGAGUCACCAAAGGUUGUGAGGGACUGGUAUCAGCGCGGGAAUAAGGUCAAGUGGGAUAACGAUGAUGUUACCAGGCUCUUUGCUUCAAUGUCAGCGACAACGCCAGGGUCAACAGACGGCAGAAUACUGAACCCAUAUUCUAGUGAUUCAUCUUCGACGCCAGUUGGAGCCAUUGCAGGCGGUGUCGUCGGCGGCGUAGCUGGUAUUGUGGCUCUUAUUGGCGUUUGGCUAUGGAUGCGUCGUCGCAAGAGAAAUACCAGUAAACAGCCUCCAGAAGCAGGAGAUGGAGGGGACACGAAGCAAUGGGGCAAAGCGGAGCUCUCGGCCGACAAUUCGAAGCAGAGCGGGCUGCAAGAGUUGGAAAGUAACCAGGGUCCUGCUGAGUUACCAGUAGCCACUCCGCCUCUCGAAAGAAAUGGACAGACACAGCGACAUGAGCUGGAGGGCUGAAACUCGAAUUGUAGUCACAAGUAUCGUAAUAUGGCCAAUGCUAUGUUACAUCAUGGAG